CAUCUCCCUCAAUCUUUUAAUCCUAUCCUAUAGCAAGUAUAAUACUUAGUGAGACAAAAAUACCCUUUAGACGACUAUACCUUACACAAAAUAUGUAACUGCCAUGUCCCUCAAAUUUAACUUUAGCUGCAAGUUGCGAGUUUAGCCCACCUCUCAAGGCUUUUUAGCUGCAUUUUCUGAAACAGGGCAGAGCCCAGGGAAAAAACGAAACCACCUCCUCAUCUUCAAGGCUUCAACAUCAAACAAAUCUCAUCAAAUAAUUUUUCCAAAGAAAACCCAUAUUAUAACUCAUCAAAUGAUUAGUGUUAGAAGCAAUCCAUCCCCACCUGCACUCCCACAAGAAGAUGCUUGGAUUACUUCUUACCAAAAGCUACUUCCUCACUGGCACUCUCUUUCUCUUUCUCAUCAGUAUUCCACACUGCCAAUAUCAAUAUCCAGAGUUAAUCAGUUUGACGCUGCUAGAUUGGAUAUUGAGAUGUCAGCGAUGUUAAAAGAACAGUUGGUUAAAGUUUUCUCCUUGAUGAAGCCAGGAAUGUUAUUUCAAUAUGAACCAGAACUUGAUGCUUUCCUUGAGUUUCUCAUUUGGAGGUUCUCAAUUUGGGUAGAUAAGCCUACUCCAGGAAAUGCUCUUAUGAAUCUGAGGUAUAGAGAUGAACGUGCCAUGGAAAUAAGAAGAAAAGCCUUACCUACAGCCUUAACUUGUGCGACUCAUUAUCUUUCUGCAGUAAGGACAGGUUUGGAAGGGCCUGGAUUAACUGUUGCUCAGAAAAUGUGGUAUUGCAUUGCCACGGUUGGUGGUCAGUACAUUUGGGCUCGUUUACAAUCAUUCUCUGCUUUUCGCAGAUGGGGUGAUUCUGAGCAGAGGCCAUUGGCACGGCGGGCUUGGGGUUUGAUGCAACGUAUAGAAGGGCUUUACAAGGCUGCAUCAUUUGGCAACCUACUCAUAUUUCUUUACACAGGAAGGUAUAGAAACCUCAUUGAAAGAGCUUUAAGAGCAAGGCUUGUCUAUGAAAGCCCUAAUAUGAAUCGAGCUGUUAGUUUUGAGUACAUGAAUCGCCAGUUGGUUUGGAAUGAGUUCUCGGAGAUGCUGUUGCUGCUUCUCCCUCUUCUGAACUCAUCCACUGUUAAAAGUUUUCUUCACCCAUUUUCGAAGGACAAAUCUUCAAGAUCUACGGAGGAUGACUCUACCUGUCCCAUUUGCCGGGCAAGUCCAACACUUCCUUAUCUUGCUCUACCUUGUCAGCAUAGGUAUUGCUACUACUGCCUUAGAACACGAUGUGCUGCAGCUCCAUCAUUCCGGUGUUCCAGAUGCAGUGAGCCUGUUGUGGCAAUGCAGCGGCAUGGUAGCGUUGUUGAGCAUAGAACUCAGAGUCAGUAACUUGCAUAGGGGAAGGAAAAAAUGGAAAAAGAUAAAGAUAAAGAAAAGAACGUUGUAGACUUCAAAAUAUGUAUAACAAAAAUGCCUGAAUGUGGCAUACAAAUCAUUUGAGAAACAAAGCUUUUUGUUUUAAAGCAUUUGUACCCCAAUUGAGUGGGGAAUUAAUCAUUCUUUGUCAACUUUCACAUUAAUAACGAGGUAUUUUUUCAACUCGUGGAAGAGAGAUUCGUCCUUCCCAUAUUGGUUUAUUCUUAUGAAUCUUUGUCUGGUAAA
Molecule: messenger RNA, 1651 nt
Organism: Theobroma cacao (cacao)
Lineage: Eukaryota; Viridiplantae; Streptophyta; Magnoliopsida; Malvales; Malvaceae
Gene: TED3
Product: Pex2/Pex12 N-terminal domain-containing protein / zinc finger (C3HC4-type RING finger) family protein
Biological process (GO): protein import into peroxisome matrix
Cellular component (GO): peroxisomal membrane
Molecular function (GO): zinc ion binding
Source: RefSeq, a predicted model, not a curated record